This is a messenger RNA of Ilyonectria robusta, 1938 nucleotides long. Its product is annotated as PUA-like domain-containing protein. The record is from RefSeq and is a predicted model, not a curated record. The transcript is spliced from 5 exons. The coding region runs from base 493 to 1773 and encodes 426 amino acids. NCBI's taxonomy places the organism in Eukaryota, Fungi, Ascomycota, Sordariomycetes, Hypocreales, Nectriaceae.
CCAAACUUCAAUCGCGUACCUACCUAUAAUGGGAGGACUGUAAGUGUUCAAUCUGGCCUCUUGCUGCAGGUGCUGCUGGUAUAGCAAGGCUUGCCUGCCGAGUCCGUUUUGCGAUGGGCGAUGACGCACAUACUAUCGCAAACGACGAGGCGCGAACAUCACAGCACAUGCGCCCUCUUCUCCUUGCCGUCUCUGCACCGGCCGUCUAGCUACCAAAAGCCAUAACUUACCUAUAUUCCUUGAUAAUCCAACCUUCUUUCAUCCCUCUACAUGACCGCACAGAUUGCCACACGACCCACCUCUGGACUCCUUAACCCGCGUCCUGCUAUUGAAGCGCGGACCAGCAUCUGACAUAUUAACCAUGGGAGGACAAAGACAUGUCGGUCCAAUAUCAGCCGCAUGUCACGCCGCAGAACCGAGUACUAAACGAAAGACCGACCUCCUCAUCCUAAGGUUGCACAAAGUACAACCUCCUCUCGCCAUACCCUGGAAAUGCCCAACAGAUUAUCAGUGAGCUAUUGUCAAGUGCCCUUGUCAGCAGGGCUCGCUUGUGACUAUGAAUGGAUGUACGACGGCUCUUCCGACUACCUGACGCACCUCAGAAACCCUCUCUCUGUAAUUGGCUCGGUCGAAUCCUUCCAUGACCAUGGUAUACCUUCCGACGAUGGCCUCGACGAAGGCUUGCUACUCGACCUCUGCGACUCAGUCCGCUCCAGCCUUGGAGAAAGACGCAGACUGGGACCACGAUGGGAAGAAGCUAUGGGGUUCUUGGAGGCCGUGUUAAAAGACGAGGUCGACGGCAUGCCAAUGAUUGAAUUCGCAACCAUCCAGAACGCACGCCUCGACAAACUACUCUCUGACAUUGUGAGCCCCGGAAACCGCCCGAUGCCGACUCCGACUAGGUUUCGAGACGACGUAAUAGUAGCAGAGCGGCUUCAAAGGCUGUGGAGGACCCGAUUUUUGGAGGGCUACUUUACCAUCGAUCAGUACCGCUAUCACAAUCUCCCCAGAACAGGCCGACUCAAGGAUGUGGUGAUGAACGACACCGACGAGAGCUCACAGGGACGUUGGAGAGCCAAGACUCGUGAAGCGCUAUCAGAACUCGAAGGAAACCUGAAAUUUGAGCCCGGACAUUGGUGGCUAAACUUGGCCUGCGCUCAUCGCGAUGGCAUUGUUGGAAGUGUACUGGAAACACCCACCAAAGGGACGUACGGUAUUACAGCGCUGCCCCUCGUCACUGGGUGGGAGAAUGUAUAUCUGCCUGGCGGGACGGUUAAGUAUGUCAAAGAGGGACAUAUUUCGGAAGUCCAUGUAUCGCUACUAUCCCAAGUCGGCACUCAAAUCCGGAUCCUGCGUGGGCAUCGACUUCACAGCCCACUCGCCCCAAAGGCUGGCAUACGAUACGACGGGCUAUAUAUCAUUCGCCAGUAUGGUCAAAGACUCAACCUUAGAACGGGGCUUCACCGUGUUGUUCUCACUCUCGAACGGGUCAACGACUCAUUCUCUGUGGAUGGGCUUAUUAGAAUCCCUCGCCCCUCGCAGCUGGAUGACUGGAAGCUUUUUGAGACGUACGAGGGCGAGAUGGUCAAGCAGAAGGUGGGACAACGAGGGUUCCUUGACUGGAAGAUGGAGAGGGCCCAGGAGAGAAUGGACCAGGAGCAAUACAUGAGGACGCUUGCAUUCCAAACCUCGUUGGAGCUGGCCAAAAUAGGGCAGCCGAGUCCGGUCCAGUCUUUUGUCAAGACAAAGGGAAAACGAAUUGAGCCAAUGUAAACAAGAUACCAUAAAUUGCUGCAAUCGGAAAAUAUUUGAACAAAGAAAUCAAUGCCCAGCCGAGGUUGACGAACCUGGCGCAUCUGCAUAUCAAUCAUCGUGCACCAUUGGGUGAGGGGCACUUUUCACCCAGAUGGCGGGGCACCUAUUUUAUUUAACCCACCA